AUCUGCUGGGCCGCACGCGAGGACCGAACUUACCGGUCACUUUCUCCUCCAUCAGCCGCUUCUACCCUUAAUUUUAUUCUUUUUUCUCUCUCGACCCCGUAAUUGAAACCGUGAUGAAAUUAAAUAAAGUUAAUUCGGCUUUUCCGCUCAGUUAAAUGUGUUUAUCAGGUCAGACGGUUGGGUUUUUCUCUCCCCCCUCGGUUUUCUGCUGUGUGACGGAUUCAGGACCGUCCGGCUUCGUCUGACGUGUUUUUGGUUAGCAAAGUGGCUAACAAGUUUAUUUCUGAGGUAAAAGUUUCAAAUAUGUUCGUGAAAUUGACGCUUUAGGCGAUUAACGUGUCGCUUUAUGACAAAUUCGGGCCAUUUGCUGAGUGUUAAGGUCCAGAAGGAAAACUUUUCGGACUAACUUUUCUGCCCCCGGUUGGGAUUUAACAGCGCUGGAUGUUCGUUAGCGUUAGCAUGCUAAACAGGUGCGGCUAGUCCAGACACCCAGAGAAAUAAACACCUGUAUUUGAUUGAGAUUUUUCUCUAUAUCACAUUUUUCUGCCUGGACUUUGGAUUGGAUCGUUUUUGCAAGUGGUGCUGAGAGCUGAUUGGCCGGUGAUUGCCAUGGCCUCUUCGGUGAAGGUGGCGGUUCGCGUGCGGCCCUUUAACAACCGCGAGACAAAUCGUGCAGCAAAGUGUGUGAUUCAGAUGCAAGACAAAUCCACCUGCAUCAUCAAUCCCAAACAGCCCAAAGAUGCACCCAAGAGUUUCACUUUCGAUUACUCUUACUGGUCACACAGCACGGAAGAGGACCCAUCCUUCGCAUCUCAGAGGAAGGUUUAUUUGGACAUCGGGGAAGAAAUGUUGCUUCAUGCCUUCGAGGGCUACAACGUUUGCAUCUUCGCUUACGGCCAAACCGGAGCUGGAAAAUCGUACACGAUGAUGGGCAAACAGGAACCAGACCAGCAGGGCAUCAUACCCCAGCUCUGUGAAGACUUGUUCAAACGCAUUGCAGAGAACACCGACCCCGACUUGUCCUUCUCUGUGGAGGUGUCCUAUAUGGAGAUUUACUGUGAGCGUGUGAGGGAUCUGCUGAACCCCAAGUGUAAAGGCCCCCUGCGAGUCAGAGAGCACCCCAUCAUGGGUCCGUAUGUGGAAGAUCUGUCCAAGAUGGCUGUUACUAACUAUAGCGACAUCGCUGACCUGAUGGACUGUGGCAACAAGGCCAGAACGGUGGCCGCGACCAACAUGAACGAGACCAGCAGCCGCUCCCACGCUGUUUUCACCAUCCUGUUCACACAGCGCCGCCACGACCAGAUGACCAACCUCGACACUGAGAAGGUGAGCAAGAUCAGUCUGGUCGAUCUGGCAGGAAGUGAAAGAGCCGAUUCAUCCGGUGCAAAAGGCAUGAGGUUAAAGGAGGGUGCAAAUAUCAACAAGUCUCUGACCACGCUAGGAAAGGUCAUCUCAGCGCUGGCAGACAUGCAAAGCACCAAGAAGAGAAAGUCUGACUUCAUUCCAUACAGAGACUCGGUGCUCACAUGGUUACUGAGGGAGAACCUGGGGGGGAACUCGCGUACAGCCAUGAUUGCGGCACUCAGUCCGGCAGACAUCAACUAUGAGGAAACACUCAGCACACUCAGGUAUGCGGACCGGGCGAAGCAGAUCCGCUGUAAUGCUGUUAUUAACGAAGACCCCAACGCUCGCUUGGUCCGAGAACUCAAAGAGGAAGUGGCCCGGCUGAAAGAGCUGCUUCUUGCUCAAGGCCUCAGUGACCUCAUUCCUGCAGCAGUGUCCUCCGUAGCUGGAGUUCCAGGUCUGCCCCAGCAGCCGGCCCUCCCGGGAGUGGAGCAGAUUACCCCUGAUGCAUCGGUGGAGGCCGACAGUCCUGACGGCCCAGUCAAACCCAUCAGCAAGGAGGAGGCUGUCGAGAGACUGAAGGAAACAGAAAAGAUAAUUGAAGAACUGAACGAGACGUGGGAGGACAAACUGCGCAAGACUGAAUCCAUCCGCCUGGAGCGGGAGGCUCUGCUGGCCGAGAUGGGAGUGUCCAUACGAGAGGAUGGAGGGACUGUUGGUGUAUUCUCCCCUAAAAAAACUCCUCACCUGGUGAACUUGAACGAAGACCCUCUGAUGUCUGAAUGCCUGCUGUAUUACAUAAAGGACGGGAUUACCAGGGUCGGACAGGAAGAUGUGGAUAUCCGUCUGAGUGGGCAGUUCAUAAAGGAGCUGCACUGUGUGUUCUGCAGUGACGUGGAGAACACCGGAGAAGUUAUCGUGACGUUGGAGCCGUUACCUGGGGCCGAAACCUACGUCAACGGGAAGCAGAUUACGGAAGGAGUCGUACUCAGACAAGGUAACCGGGUUGUGAUGGGGAAGAACCACGUGUUCCGCUUUAACCACCCCGAGCAGGCGCGUAUGGAGAGGGAACGCAGUGCCACACAGGAACACCAGGGUGAGCAAGUGGACUGGAGCUACGCACAGAAAGAACUGCUGGAGAAACAAGGCAUAGACAUCAAACAGGAGAUGGAGAGGAGGCUGCAGGAUUUGGAGAAUCAGUAUCGCAAAGAGAAGGAGGAGGCCGACCAACUACUGGAACAGCAUAGACUGUAUGCGGACUCUGACAGCGGCGAUGACUCGGAUAAACGCUCCUGUGAGGAGAGCUGGAGGCUCAUUUCCUCACUGCGAGAGAAACUUCCAGCCAACAAGGUGCAGUCCAUAGUGAAGAAGUGCGGCUUGCCGAGCAGCGGGAAGCGGCGUGAGCCUCUGCGUGUCUACCAGAUUCCUCAGCGACGGAGUCUUCCUGCCAGGCUAGAAACCAAACAGCACCCGAGUCUGGAGGAGCUGCGCACUCAGGCUAUCAAAGAGAUCUGCUACGAGGUGGCUCUGGGAGAUUUCCGGCACACCCGUCAGGAGAUCGAGGCUCUGUCCAUCGUGCGCAUGAAGGAGCUGUGCAGGACGUACGGACAGAGGGACCCUCAGGAGCGAGAGAGCUGGAGGAGCGUGGCCAGGGAGGUGUGCGACACGGUGGGGAUCGGAGAGGACGAGGGCGAGGCGGAGGAGAAGCCGGCGGGACAGGAGAGGGAGAGGGAGAGAGGAACGGAGGCCAGAGGGAAGACUAACAUGGGAGAUCUGAAGGCGCACAUCGAUAAGCUGACCGACAUUCUGCAGGAGGUGAAGCUGCAGAACAACAUGAAGGACGAGGAGAUCAGAUCACUCAGGGACAGAAUGGUCAAGAUGGAGAGCAUCUUUCCAGUAGAGCUGCAGGACGACGACGAGGACGAGGACGACUCCAUAGCCGAUGCGGGCGGAGCACGAGUCGACGACGAGGCGGGGCGUGGCAGCCGGCAUGUGCAGGACGACCCCGGGUAUCAGCGCGGCCGCCACAGGUGGCAGUACCCCGAUAAAUACUGCGACCCCAAGCGUCGCCGUGACGCCGGCGCUCCCUCCUCUCAGCAACCGGUCCGUCCUCAAAGCGCUCCCUUCAGCAACGGGUCGGGGCGUGUCCAGAACGCUCUCUCCUCCCCUCAGACCGGGCGUGUCCCGAACGGACCUUUCCUUCCAGGGAUGGGCCGCUUCCUGCCACCCUUGGAGAGGAGGUUGCUGUUCCCGUUCAAGGGAAACCCGCAGCACAGAGGCUUCCAGUGGGGCGCGCCGUCCGGCCAAAGGGAACUGGAAACGCCGGAGGGGAGGGAUUCGGCCUCGCCCCCGUCCUCCUCCGUGCACACCUUCCACUCCCCUCCUUCUCCCACCAAGGGGCAGUGGCAGCGGCGUAACCAUGGAAACAGAGGGCGCGGCAACCGGAACCGGUCCAGGAACCGGGGGCGCAACCCUUUCGACGGGUUCGUCCAGAAUCAGCAUCAGUACGACGGGGAGCGCACGGAGGGCGCGGACGCUCAUCCACGCGCCAAGUACACUUGGUACAGCCCGAACACGAAUCAGGACGCGGCCCAGACGAACCAGAGCAAGCAAGGCUUCCAAAAACACCUCGAUCGAGGCUUUUACGUGCCCCCUCGGCAUCAGUCUGCGCCGCCCGAGAGGAGCCUGGGCAACCCCGGGGAGAGUUCUGCCCCGCCCACCACGCAAGAGCUCGCCAGCCCUAUGGAGACCUGAUCGGUCGACUUGUCCGAGACGACGGCCGACGGCGAUAGGGAAAGUGACGUUCAGGAAUCAGGAUGUCGGAUCGAAUCGUUUUGAUGAGAAAUGUGGUUACAGAUGUCGUGGAUUUGAUGGAUUUGUUGCAAGUGUUCGGCAGUUUUUACUCGUUUUAGGUUCAUUAAGUGAUAAACUGGUGAUUUUUGCUGUGGUUAAAUGUACAAAUGUUUGGAAAGUCUCCUCCCGCCUGGUCAAAACUAAAGAGGAGUUUUACAAAAUAUGCUGGAAUAUUAUUACAGAUUACUGUCGAUGUUAAUACUAAUUAUUUGUAAUAUUACUGUGGGGAGACACUACGCGUGCUUUCGUUGCACUCUGGUUGCACAACGAGCGCUAAGCAGCUUUGCACACAAACCUUUUACCGUGCAAUCGUGCGAUGGUUUUAGACGAGAAUCGGCUCCGGUGCCUUAUGGUGGACGCCUACAAUCCUUUCACUGUUUCCACUCGCUGUUUAUAGUCUGCGUACGGCGGCGUGUUCGCGUAUAGCGCUUCGCACUGUUCGUACGACAGAACGGAACGCCGGACCUUCGUGCCUUAUCGUGCGCGGUGAGGUUGUGGGUUUUCUUUUCUUUCUUUCUGAUUUUGUAUAUUUGGAAACGGCUGCUGCUGAGUUCUGAGUUCUGCCUCGUGCCGCGGAGGAAACGGUGUCGAAUACGAUGAAACAGAACGACAAGAGCUACAAGCCCAUCGCGAGUGCAGAUAGAAGCAAAUACAGACCGAGCCGCCACCAGUCAGGCACGGGUGCACACGUCUGUAUUUAUAUAUUAAUAAAUCUUACAGUAUAAAGGCUCAGAUCAUUCGUGGAUUGUUUUUUGUCCGUAAUCAGUACGCUAAACAUAAUCAAAUGCUUCACAGUGCUGCAUCAGAUUAUCAAGGGUUGGUUUGUUUGUUUGUUUAUUAUGAUUGUAACGUCAUGUUUGUUUACAGUCAUGACAGGAACGGUAGUUACUCAUUACACAAGGUUCAUCAGUUCACAAGAUUAUAUCGAACACACAGUGUUGGACAAUUUAGUGUCUCCAGUUCACCUCACUUGCACGUCUUCGUACCGUGGGAGGAAACCGGAGCACCCGGAGGAAACCCACGCGGAACGCUCCACCUGGGGAUCGAACCCAGGACCUUCUUGCUGUGAGGCGACAGUGCUACCCACCGAGCCACCGUGCCGCCCAUCGAGGGUUGUCAAAUUAAAAAUGGAACGGAAGUGAAACACUCCGGGUCGUACCCGGUAUGGAUUCUCGGCUGGUUGGGGCAGGGGCAGGGGCAGGGGCGUGGUCGUUUCAGUACUGUGUUUGAUACGUAGGUCAUUUAAAAAUCGCUCGAGGUCCAGUGCACUAGCGUUAAUCUCAGCUGUGUGUCUGUAGGGGAAGGAAACGCUCGAGCAGAGGUUUAUCAUUAUUGCUGCCGCGACUGCGGCCUCUGCUGGCUGCUCGGGGGCCUGCACAAGGGCCGACUGAGGUCACUGGUUGGGCCCCUUUUUGUUCGGGAAGAUACUGAAUUCGAAUAAAUUAGAACUGACUACAUUUAUAUUUACAUUUUUGGCAUUUAGCAGACGCUUUUAUCCAAAACGACGGUGACAGCAUAUUGUCCAAACAAUUGAGGGUCAAAGGCCUUGCUCAGGGGUCCAUCAGUGGGGCUUGAAUCAGCGACCUUUCGAUUACUAGUCCAGUACCUUCACCACUAGGCUACAACUGACUAGAUUGAAAGCUGCAUUUUUAAAUUAUAUCAUCACUUUUUAUUGUCUUUUAAUCAUGUUUUAUUAGAAAGAUCUCGAUUGUAUUCUGUGUUUUGAUGAUUUUUUUUUUUAGGUAUAAAAUGAUGAAAUAAGUAAACACACUAUUUAGAGGACGUUUAUGAUCUUAUACUGAUAUUAUAAUAGUGCGUCGUUAACAAUCUGGUGUUAGUUUCACGUUGCUGCCGUGUUAAUGGGGUUUUUACACUCUGGUUUUGGAUGUUUUGGGGUGUUUGUAGGGUAGCAGUGUUUUGGGACUGAACCUCACAUCACAAGCGUUCAUCUGUACAUUUUUAAACCUCUUUGGUUCUACGUUUGUCUGGUCUGUAUUUGAAUCCGUUUGCUUUGCCUGUAGAUCUUGUCGUUAUGAAUCAUAUUCUUUGGCACCAGUUUAACUCCAUGAUGUGCCUGCUGGGGCAAAAAAACAACAACAACAUACCAAAGAGCUUCGAGGUCAGAAGCCACUCAGGUGCUGUUAUUUCUACACUGUGGAUGUCCGACCCAAAUGUUAGAUGUUUUUCCCCAUCGUUUUCAUCUCUCGCUCCCUCCCUGUGCUGCGUCUCUGUGCUGCGUCCCUGUGCUGCGUCUCUGUGCUGCGUCCGUGCUGUGUCCCUGUGCUACGUCUCUGUGCUGCGUCCCUGUGCUGCGUCUCUGUGCUGCGUCCCUGUGCUGCGUCUCUGUGCUGCGUCCGUGCUGUGUCCCUGUGCUACGUCUCUGUGCUGCGUCCCUGUACUGCGACUGUUUUAGCAUGGACGUUUUUACGUGUUAGCGUUUGAGAAUCUAUAACAAACAAACUGUAUUUUAGAAGUUUUUUUAACCUGUGGCGUUGGAGCCGCACGCGGGCGCAGACGUGUCAAUGAUAUGCAACUUAAACUUUGACUAUUAAAGGAAUGUUGUUACCUGAACAA
Messenger RNA from Trichomycterus rosablanca, 6771 nucleotides. It is a transcript of the gene kif1ca, whose product is annotated as kinesin family member 1C, a. Gene Ontology annotation, biological process: microtubule-based movement. The transcript is spliced from 24 exons. Bases 610 to 4098 code for a protein of 1162 amino acids. NCBI's taxonomy places the organism in Eukaryota, Metazoa, Chordata, Actinopteri, Siluriformes, Trichomycteridae. The record is from RefSeq and is a predicted model, not a curated record. Gene Ontology annotation, molecular function: microtubule binding; microtubule motor activity; ATP binding.